This is a messenger RNA of Peromyscus maniculatus bairdii (prairie deer mouse), 3365 nucleotides long. It is a transcript of the gene Hapln4, whose product is annotated as hyaluronan and proteoglycan link protein 4. Gene Ontology annotation, molecular function: hyaluronic acid binding. NCBI's taxonomy places the organism in Eukaryota, Metazoa, Chordata, Mammalia, Rodentia, Cricetidae. The record is from RefSeq and is a predicted model, not a curated record. Gene Ontology annotation, cellular component: synapse; perineuronal net. Gene Ontology annotation, biological process: cell adhesion; positive regulation of neuroblast proliferation; glial cell differentiation.
CGCGCUGCGCCUUUAAUGCCCCACACGUCCUCCUCCCCUUGCAGGCAGACGCCGGGAUUGCACGGCCCUGGGGACCAGCGAGCCAGAACGUUGUGCGCGUGCGCAGUCGGGAAGCGCACGGGUCGCUCAGCGGGGGCCGCGACCAGGAUGGCGUGCGCUCCGGCGGCCCUCGGUCCCCGCGCGCUCUGGGCCGUCGCCUGGGGACUCCUGCUGCUGGUCCCGGUUCCUGCCGGGGCGCAGCGGGGCAGGAAGAAAGUCGUGCACGUGCUGGAGGGCGAGUCCGGCUCCGUGGUGGUGCAGACUGCGCCCGGGCAGGUGGUGAGCCACCGCGGGGGCACCAUCGUCUUACCCUGCCGGUACCAUUAUGAGGCGUCCGCCCACGGCCAAGACGGCGUCCGCCUCAAGUGGACGAAGGUAGUAGAUCCUUUGGCCUUCGCCGAUGUCUUCGUGGCCCUGGGUCCCCAGCACCGAGCCUUCGGCCCCUACCGAGGGCGGGCUGAGCUGCAGAACGACGGCCCUGGGGACGCCUCUCUGGUCCUCCGAAAUGUCACCCUGCAGGACUAUGGACGCUAUGAGUGCGAGGUCACCAAUGAGCUAGAGGAUGACGCCGGCAUGGUCAAGCUGGACCUGGAAGGCGUGGUCUUCCCCUAUCACCCGCGCGGAGGCCGCUACAAGAUGACUUUCGUGGAAGCACAGCGCGCGUGCGCCGAGCAGGAUGGCAUUCUGGCGUCGGCCGAGCAGCUGCACCAGGCCUGGCGCGACGGCCUGGACUGGUGCAACGCGGGAUGGCUACGGGAUGGCUCGGUGCAGUAUCCAGUGAGCCAGGCCCGGGAGCCCUGCGGCGGGGCUGGGAACCCUGGGGCCGGUGGAGGCACCAACGGCGGUGUGCGCAACUAUGGAUACCGCCAUAACGCGGAGGAACGCUAUGAUGCCUUCUGCUUCACGUCCAACCUCCCCGGCCGCGUGUUCUUCCUGAAGCCUCUGCGGCCGGUGGCCUUGGCCGGGGCGGCUCGCGCCUGCGCGGCGCGGGGUGCAACGGUGGCCAAGGUCGGGCAGCUGUUCGCCGCGUGGAAGCUGCAGCUGUUGGACCGCUGCACUGCAGGCUGGCUGGCCGAUGGCAGCGCGCGCUACCCCAUCGUGAAUCCGCGAAUUCGCUGCGGGGGCCCUCGGCCGGGCGUGCGCAGCCUGGGUUUCCCCGACGCCUCCCGACGCCUCUUCGGCGUCUACUGCUACCGCGCCCCAGGUGCCCCAGACCCGGCUCCAGGAGGCUGGGGCUGGGGUUGGGCGGGCGGAGGAGGCUGGGCGGGAGGGUCGAGGGACCCGGCUGCCUGGACUCCGCUGCGUGUCUAGGACCGCGAAGAUGGGCAUUUGGGGAUGUUGGUGGCGGAUCCAGGGGCCCUGCAUACUCCCUGGAGACAGACUAUGCACCAGAGAUCCCUUGGAUACACGACACACCUCUGUGGUGCGCUGCAGGCUGACUCAGCUACCUGUGGUCUUUGGACACUGACCACGCCUUCUGAGGUCUUCUGGAUACGUGACAUACCUACCCUGCAGUGCGCUGCAGACUGACCCAAUUGUUGAGGUCUCUGACUAUGCCGCCCUCUGAGAUACCCUGAUAGUGGCCAAGCCCACUUCUUUGGAUAAUGGAUGUCCCAUCUUCCAGACUUUGUCUAGAAGAGCCACGCUCUCUCCCAACCCCCAGGAUCCCAGUAGACCAGCAGGACCCCCACGGUUUCCUAAAGACGAGCCACCCUUCUGUGGCCUCCUGGAAAACAGUCCCCCUCACUUACCUGGAGGCUGGACCCCCAGGAUUAACUGGAGACUGGCCACACAAAGCCUCUGCGUUUCCCAGGAGCUGGAAAACUGGUCUUGGACAGUCAGCUGUUCACUGACUUCUCCCCAUCACUUGGUGAAGAAACAGAAAACUGUGGGUCACAAGGUGACCAUGCCCUGUGCUGGCAGGUAACCCAAAGGCUGUGUAUUCCCACUCUUCCAGAGAGUCUCUUUAAGUUUCCAAGGUAAUAUACCUUGUCCCCCGUCGCUGUGGAGGACAGCCCCAACACCUCUGGCUUCAUGGGAGAAUGUCCCCAGCUGGCUCCCAGGAACAGUGGCCAUGCCUACCCCUCAGGUAUCUCUCUGGCCAGAGAGUAGACUCGCCUGAAUGUCCCUUCCCAGGCUCCUUGGGGCUGUCACCAAAGAGAUCAUUCCCUCAGACCUGAAACCCCUAAAAAAGUCUCACUUGCUGUGGAAACACGCUGCUCGGCCUCGUAAGGUGACAAAGGUCACUCGUGCACCCACCCCUAGGUCUCACCUAUCACACCCACCGAGACGGUGCAUCCUCCUUCCUCUGUAACCAUGGGUACCACACUUUUCCUUUCUCACUGGCCUAGAGCCCAGACACCUACCACUCCUUUUCUGGCUGUCCCCAUCCUGAUGGACCACUGUGGAGACCAUCGUCCCCAAUGAGUGUCCUCAGGGUGACCUAGCAUUCAUUCCUCCAGGCCUCUCCAUGGAAACAAGCUGCCCCUUUCCCGAGGUGCAUCUCCGGCUCUUCUCAGCUGUCCAAGCCCCACCCCCAGACAGCUUGUACCUCACAGUUGUUGCCAUGGAGACCAAACUCUGGUGUCCAAGGUAACAGAACACCUGUCCCUCCAAGGCUUUCCCUCCAGGGUCCUGUCCUGCCCAGCUGUCGCCAUAGAGACCAUCAGUGUCUCCAUGACAACUGACCUGCAGCUCUCAGGAACUUCUUGCCAUGGGCAGAGUACCUCUCACUGGAGCUGCCUGCUGUGUUCCUCAGGGGCCUGACAAAUGUCCCUUCUUCAGAUGGGCCCAGACAAGGCUCUGCUGCCGGAGCAGCUGUCUGCCCGGCUCGUUUGCACGUUAACUCUAUGCCAGGCAGCAGCCGAGCCCAGCCACCGCCCUGUAAAUGAUCGCCCUGCAGGUGAGGAGACAGGCUGUGGUACCGCACACAGCCCACACAGCCAGGGCUUUCCUUCCCUGGAGGUGAAGAAGGGUGGAAUGUGCCUGGAACCACCAAACAGUUUCGGGGGGCCCUCGUGUGCUCCGGGGUCAGGACCGCAUUCACAGACCGUGUAGACAGCAUCCCAGAUGCCGGGGCUCCCAGCUCCGAGGAGCCGCUCGGAGCAGCAGGUACCCUUGCUGGUGGCCUCUUGCCUGCCCCAUCUAUUUCUGCAAAACCCAUCUCUGAGUCUGGAAGCCGGUGGCCGUGGGCUUUGGUUGUAAAAUGUUUGACCAAGUGACAGAACUCGUCUAGGCUGUUUUCUUUGAACCAGGAUUGUUCUGAGGUCCCACAGUGCAACCGCCCUGUGUUCAAUAAACCUUUGUUCCUUUUGAUGAAUGAGAAA